This is a messenger RNA of Onychostoma macrolepis, 4213 nucleotides long. It is a transcript of the gene rbm10, whose product is annotated as RNA binding motif protein 10. The coding region runs from base 311 to 3115 and encodes 934 amino acids. The record is from RefSeq and is a predicted model, not a curated record. Gene Ontology annotation, biological process: mRNA splicing, via spliceosome. Gene Ontology annotation, cellular component: nucleus. The transcript has 24 exons. Gene Ontology annotation, molecular function: RNA binding. NCBI's taxonomy places the organism in Eukaryota, Metazoa, Chordata, Actinopteri, Cypriniformes, Cyprinidae.
CUACCUGCAGAGUUCAGUUCCAGCCCUGCUCCAGCUGUCUGUAAUCAAGUGCUCCUGAAGAUCUUACUCAGCUGGUCCAGGUGUGUUUGGUCAGAGUUGGAGUGGAGUUUUGUGUGUGUUUUAAGCCAAUCAGCUGGAGAGCUGUGUCCCCGCCUCCCGGACUGAGGCCAUCUUACGCGGAGCUCUGCUGUGGGGCGUCAUACAUAUACACUGUAUCAGUUUCAACGCUUGUGACGCUGCUGGUGUAACAGAGUUGUAAAUGAAGCAGGCAGAGAAAAAAGUGGGCGUUUCUGUCGACUUGCACUGAAGCAUGGAUUAUGAGAGGAGGGGCGGUCGUGGUGACCGCAUGGGUCGCUAUGGGAAAGAGUGUGAUGAUCAUGACUAUAGGGACAUGGACUAUCGUGGCUAUGGGCAAGAAAAUAGACUGAAUAGCAGCUUGACAAAUGUAAGACUGCACGAGCCUGAUAGUAGUUUUGAAAGCAUGAGAGACUUUGCCUCAGGUAAUUUCUCGAAUAACCGACCCGGAUUCAGACAAAAGGGAAACCAUGGAUCUGAAAACAGCCAACUUGGAAAAAGUCUCCUCCAAAGUUCCCCAAAUGAGAAUAUCCACUCAAGAUUCCAGCAAGAUGAUAAGGACUAUGAGUUUGACCCAGAGAUUAACGCACACAGGAGAGAUAUGCAGACGUUUAGAUCAGGACAGAAGGUCUAUCUGGAUGAACAAACCCCAGAUGAAGGCGAAGAAAAUGAGGACAACACCUGGGGCAGAGUUAGAGGGCGGCACAACUCUCAGGGCGAAUACAGUGCAGAAUGGAGAGCUGAGGAAGACAAACAUAUCAGACAUUCUGCACACAAACAAGGGUUUCCUGACCAAUCCCAACCAGCAAGGGACAAAAUAAGAGAUGGAAGCUUUCAUCAUGCUCUGGAAAUAAGCCAUGAGGAGCCAGAACCCCGUGACCAGGACUACAGGUCUGAUACAGAGCAGGUCCAAAAACCCAGCAACAUUGUCAUGCUGAGAAUGCUCCCCCCAAAUGCAACUGUUAACGAGAUUCGGGCUCGACUGCAGGAGCAAGGGAUCCAGCCCAGAGAGGUUCGCCUCAUGAGGAACAAGUCUUCAGGUCAGAGCAGAGGAUUCGCCUUCGUCGAGUUUAAUCACUUGCAGGAGGCCAGCCGCUGGAUGGAGACCAACCAGAGAGUGCUCACUAUAUUGGGACAGCGUGUAUCUAUGCACUACAGUGACCCAAAGCCCCGUGCUAAUGAAGACUGGCUCUGCAAUAAGUGUGGAGUACAGAACUUCAAACGAAGAGAAAAGUGUUUCAAAUGUGGAGUUCCAAAAUCAGAGGCUGAGUUGAAACUGCCUCUGGUGCCAAAGAGUUUACCUCUGGGGCAAUUAAAGGACUCAGCUCAGGGUUUACUGCCCCUUCCUGCCAUAUACCAGACAGCAGCUCCACUUAUCAACUUAAGUUCCUCGUCCCCGGUUGUCGAGGUGGCCAAUGACACUCUGAUUUUGAGGAAUCUGGGACCCCAUACAACACUGGAGGCCAUUUUGUCCGCUCUGUCCCCGUUUGCUACUCUCUCACCUUCAAAUGUACGGCUCAUCAAAGACAAACAGACGCAGCUCAACCGAGGGUUUGCUUUCCUGCAGCUCACUACUAUUGUAGAGGCUUCACAGCUGCUUCAGAUCCUCCAGUCCCUACAGCCUCCUCUCUCUAUCGAUGGAAAGCUCAUUUCUGUGGAGUUUGCCAAGGGCUCCAAACGUGAUGUUUUUCUGACCGAUGGGAAUCGAGUGAGUGUGGCGACAGUAGCGAGUACAGCUAUAGCUGCAGCUCAGUGGGCCGUCACUCAGACGGCCCAGCUCUCGGCAGCAACUCAGAGCGGUGAUAUCGGUCUGCACCAGCAGGGGGCGGCAGCAGCUGUGUUUCGGCAGGAGGCUGUGCAGGCUGUCAGUGCAGAGGCACAAGCCUUUAAAGGGCCAGUGUCUGCGCUACUGACCAGCCACACAUUAGGUGCUCCUGACGGAGGAACAGCCUCUACAGGGGAAACGGGUGCUACCUCCAUAUUGGCGCUUGUAGCAUCCCAGACCCAACUUGUCACCACUACAACCUCCACACAAGCCCAUCAGGCCCCGGUGGAAAUCAUUGGGAAACCUCAGCCUGCUACCCCAAACCAGCCUGCCACACCUGGAACCGCUCUGGAGUGCCAACAGUACCCGGAUCCUGACGUGUCCACGUACCAGUACGAUGAGGGCUCUGGCUAUUACUACGACCCUCUUACAGGUCUCUACUAUGACCCAAAUUCACAGUACUACUAUAACCCCCAUACGCAGCAGUACAUGUACUGGGAUGGGGAAAGACACACGUAUGUUCCUGCCCCGUCACAGACGUCCGAUGACACCACAGACGCUGCGGCCGCAGGAGCGAUCUCUGACCUUACAGGUGCUCCCAACAGCAGCAAGGACAAGAAGGACAAGCCCAAGAAUAAGACGGCACAGCAGAUUGCCAAAGACAUGGAGCGGUGGGCCAAAAGUCUGAACAGGCAGAAGGAGAAUGGGCGAGUGGGCACUAACUCUCGACUGAUGGCGCAGGGGAGACCCGAUGACAGACGGGAGUCUGCCAGCGCCGAUGCAGGCUACGCCGUCCUGGAGAUGAAGGGUGCCUUGCUGGAGAGACCUCAGAUUCUGAUGGAGCAGAUCAAACAUCUCGAAGAAAGAGAAAGUCCUCCUCAGGGUCUGGUGGCAGGAUACAGCGGAGAGACAGACAGUGAGGAGGAGGCCGGAGAGAGAGAGGAGAGGCUGACAGACUGGUCUAAAUUGGCCUGUCUACUGUGCAGGAGACAGUUCCCCAGUAAAGAGGCUCUGAUCAGACAUCAGCAGCUCUCUGAGCUACACCGGCAAAAUCUGGAGCAGAGGAGAGCCAGACAGGCUCAGUCCGAGACACAAGAGAGAUCCGAAACGGAGCUGAAAUACAGGGACCGGGCAGCAGAAAGAAGAGAAAAAGGGGCCGUCCCACAAGCACCAGAUGCAAAAAAGAGGAAAUUCAGCCCCAGUGGCAUGGGAUCUCUGAUGCUUCCUGGAAGGAUGGAAAAAGGCUUUUUCACUCGGAACCUGCCAGUGGAAUAACUUCGGUCUUUGGACUUCCUUCAGUGCUAAACGAAAUGCCUCGUGAGCAGUUUUUAAUCAUGUGGUGCAGAACACGUGCACAGUGCAGCUAAGAGACCAUCAUCAGGAUGAGAAUGAUGUGCAGAUGUCCAGAUUUUUAUAUAAAAUGUAUAUUACUUCAUGGGAUUCAGGUUGAUUUUAAGAAAAACCCUCAGGACCCUGAGAAAUACAAAGAAGCUCCUAUUGAUAGCACGCUGUUGCUGUAAAUACAGUCCAACUAUGUGACAUUCAUGGACCAUUGUCGGCUUCCCAGAAAGCAAUUUGUGAAUAUUUAUAGAGGGCAUGAAUUUAUGAAACAUUUUGCCUUUCUGGGAAGCUGUGAAAAUGAUGUCAGGGUGGAAAACUGGGAUAAUUCAGAAACUAUUUCACGUCUUUUUGUCCCUUUAAGAAUGAUUUGAAUAACAGCCAUCAAGGGCCCUGAGGAGAAGCUUUGCUAGUAAGUGUGCUAUGCAUUUGCAUGUCUUGUAUGACAUGACAGUCUAUGCAGAAAUGACAGACAGCAGCCGUCUGUUGACUUGCACAGUAGAUUAGACUUUAGUGAUUAUCUUGACGAAAAGGCACAGCAGAUGAUUAUUGUUUACCUAUAUGAAUUUUUAUCAACCUGAUUUGCUGUGUAUAUGUAUCAUAUUAUAUGACUUGGACUAUAUAAGCUGUGUAAGAUUAUAUAAGCUGGUAUAAUUUUUUUUUUUUUUUUUUUUAAAUGUGAAUUUAAGGUGGACUGACUGAAUUCGUGAGUGUAUGUCCUUAUGAGCACUAAGUGCCGUUAUGUUUUUUUUUUUUGUCGUUGUUUAUGCAUAGAUAAAAAUCAUGUAAAGGAUUUUCAGAUUUGAAUUUUGCUUAAAUGUCAUCAGAAAAGGCUGAAAGCUCAUUUUGGUUGAUAAUUUUGUUUAAAAAAAUGGAUCCUAAUGAAAAAUGAGUAGCAACUUUUUUUUUUUUUUUCUUCAUUAUUUUAUGUGAAUAUAGAACAUACUGUAUGAAUAUUGAGAAUGUGACAUAUUGAAAGGAUUUCAGAGGAUUUUUUACAUUUAUGUCUAAAUGCAAUAAAAGAAUGUCACAAAA